Suillus paluster is the source of this 1277-nucleotide messenger RNA. RefSeq lists its product as uncharacterized. The coding region runs from base 271 to 1056 and encodes 261 amino acids. Lineage: Eukaryota; Fungi; Basidiomycota; Agaricomycetes; Boletales; Suillaceae. The record is from RefSeq and is a predicted model, not a curated record. The transcript has 3 exons.
CACUGCCUCCUCCCGUUUCGAUUUGUCAAACCUGUUGGGAUCAAGCUCGCGCUUUUUGGUAGCUUUCCCGAAUCCAGCAAUGCCCAUAGCAGAAAACACGUCCAUGUCGGUCAUUUCGCACAGAGCUGGUAGUCGGUGUUGAUCUGUAUAAGUAGAGCCUGGUUUAUGCGCGUGGAGCCGCGCAAAGAUUGCAGCCACAACCUAAAUUACUCUUACAAACAGCCUGAAAUGGAAACAUCGCCUAACAAGUCUUGUGGCAUUUUAUGAACUAUGCUUAAAAGGCAGCGUCCCCCAACGCCCCCACCGUCGUUGGACGAAAUCCCAUCGUUGACGCCAUGUCCCGAUAGACCUAUCAGACCCCUACCACACCGUGAACCUCUGGACCUGUCUUCACAUGAGUCGCGUGCUAAAAGACGCAGAAUACACCCUCCAGUGCUAGACGGUGCACAGAGAGGCUGGGGAAAACCACAUGUUUCGUCAACCCCCGUCGUAGAUGACAGCGAUGGCGAAGAAGAUUGGAUAGAUGGGGAGGAUGACGCGGCAGCCGCUCACGCCCACCCUCACUUCGUCACAUCAACGGAUUACAAGCGCACCAACACUAUCCUACAAGAAGUGCAUGCUCUACACCAGCACAGGCUCAUGUUCUCCCAACCGAAUUCACAAUCGUCGCCACACCUACAUCUGCCUUCACACCCGGGCUUCUCAGAACCUCCAUCAUCCAUGGCCACCCAUCCACACCAAUUUUUGCAAUCUACUCAUGGACUUUGCUAUCCUUCUUUUUCCUCCAAUGGAAAGUUAUCGAUACCAGCACUGCCUGAAUGCCCUCUGCCUGAAUUCUAUUCCCAUCUUGCACAUGCGGCCCCGGCUUCUACUGAAUCGGCUGCGCACAACCCAUUGGAUUUUCACGAAGUCAAAUGUGUACGAGAACGGUAUGAGGAUACUAAUAAAUUAUUGGGAUCAUUAUUCCUCUCGCGAAGAAGGGAACUCCAGGAUGGUAAUUUCAGUACUCCUCUCAUCGCGGAGGAAGGACGCAGUGACCACCGGAACUUACCAUGAGAUUGAACGUUCAGAUCAGGUGCUGUGGACAUAGACCUACCAUAGACCCGUCGUGAUCGGCACUCUUGAUCCCAUCAUCGUUCAGUCCGUUAUCACAGACGCCUUUUUCAUGAAUAUUGCUCGCUUAGCAUCCUACUUUAUUUGGCAUAUUCGCAUCCUUCCAUAUAUUCGCAUCCUUGGCAUAUUGUUUUUACAACACCAUCACAUACUGUACUACUGUG